AUGGAAUAGAAAUGGGAGAUGUAAUAUAUUCUAAUAAACUUGAUAGUCUAAGAACGUUGAGUACAAAAAUAAAAAAAAUACUAAACAAAGCCUAAGAUUAAUUUUAAGAGAGACAUUCAAAUAUACAACAAGGUUACAUUACAGACUUAAGAUAAUAUUGUAGGAUUGUUACUGCUUGUGAAGAACAAUUUAUUCUAAAUUUGAGUGAUUAUAACUUAGAAUUUAUUGGGGAUCUUGUAAAAGUAAACAAUUGUUAUUUAUUUAAACAGACUUUGUCUGGAUUUCAUUUACUAUUGAUCUCAAAUCUCUUAAAUUGGAUAUAACAAUUUGAACUAUUACUAACUCCUCAUUCAGGGAAUUUACCUUUCGAACAUUUACUUGAAUAAAGUCGAUUACAUAAGAAUAGAUUCAAUAACAUAAAUGAAAGUGAUGCUGCCAAACACAUAAAUGAAUUGCAUGAUUCCAUACAAUCUCUUGCUUAAAAUAAUAGAUAAAUAAUUGAUAGUCAUAAUUCUGAUAUUCAAAAUCCAAACUCUCUUGAUGUCAUAGAUUCAGUAAUUACACAAUAACUUAGAGAUAAUAUUAGAAGUAACUCUAAAUCCAAUUCAAGAAUAAUGUUAUAAAAAUUAUUAUCAAAUCAAAAGAAUAAAAAAGGUAGUAUUGAUUAGGAACAAUAAACGAUUUUAAAUUUUUAAGAUGUUGAUUACAUUGAACAUUAAAACCAAGAAUUAAGAAUUCUUAUCGAUAGAACAAUCAAAUAAUAUGAAGAUAAAUUAAAAUAAUCUAUAAACAAAUACAAAGAAGCUAAACUUAUUCUUAAGGCUCAAAAGAUUGAACUCGAACAUUAAUCUACAUUAUUGGAUGCAUAAAAUGAAUUAUUUAAAUAAUAUUAAGAUAAAAAACCACAGCAAACUCUAACUCAUUUUAUUCAGGUUCCAACUAUUGCUGAUAAAAAUAAAAAGUUAUAAAUUGAAAGAUAAUCAAAAUUUUUAUUUACUAAUAUGAAAUUAAGAUCUUCAUCUCUUCCUAGAAUAGAUGGAAAAGAUGAAACACUUAUGAGAAAUUCAUUUACUAAAAUUGGGGUUUAGUUGUCCAAAAAUUUAAUUCCAACUUAAGAUGUAGUUGAGAAUUUUAAGAAAUAUUAAUAAUCACAUGAAUUUAAAGAAAAAAUUACUAAAGUUUGUCUCUAAGUCUAAGUUAAAGUACCAGCAGAUGAAUUAUUAAAUGAGUCAAUCUCUCAGGAAAAUAGAGUGAUGAUAUUCUCAAAAUUAUGUUAAAUUCUCAAAGAAAAGCAUUAAUUAUGUUUUCCUUAAUGUGAUCAUUUAAAUUUUUUAAAUUGA
Molecule: messenger RNA, 1340 nt
Organism: Paramecium sonneborni
Lineage: Eukaryota; Ciliophora; Oligohymenophorea; Peniculida; Parameciidae
Source: the annotation of a GenBank genome assembly